AGUUCGAGAGUGUUGGUAGUGCGCAGUGCGCUUCGUUAAAAGAAGACAUAUCAACAUUACUGAAACAAAAGUAAACUGUACAAUUGGUAUAAUUACAAAGUUCAUGUACUUAAAAUACGAACACAGUGUUAUAAGAUCGCUCUCGUACCAUUUCAAACAAAAAUCUCAAUUUUAGAGAUUGAGUGAGUGGCGUUUGCUACCCAUAUUGUGUGUAAAAAAAACCAAGUGCAUCAAAUAAGAACGACAACUCUUUUGUUGAUAUCGAACUCAUAGAAAUAUUGAUAGUAGGAGGAAAGGUUUUACUUAUUUCCAAAAAUAAAUACACUGGCAACGCGUGUGUUGCAACGACUCUCUCACUCUAAGUGACUGAGUGAGUGAGUGACUGUGCGUGUGUGUGUGUGUGAGUUGCUAUAUAACGCCUAGUGGAGACUCUGUGGCGUUUGUGGGUUUGUGUUGGUGUUAGUGUUGGUGUCUGUCCCCUCCGAACAGUACAGGCAUAGUCACAAAACAAAAGUUUUGGCGCCAAUUUUUUGACAUUUCAUUUCGUUAGCUGAUUCGCUGAAAUCGCAGCCAAAUAGCAAAACAAGUGCAAGACUAAAGUACAAACUGCGUCGCAUAAAGCACCAACAAAACCAAAAAUCAAAACACACUAAAUCACACGAUGGUCAGUGCACGCGUUCUCAAUCCCGUGGUGCUCAGUGAAUUCUGCAGGAUGAGUCCGGCGAUAAAUCGCAAUUUCCCCUGCCGCAAGUUGAACAGGGUCAAGCGAGACUUGUUUGGAACUGCCCAUUCGAAUAUCUCGUCUGGUGAUGCUGCCAAAAACAACAGGCACUUUAAUGCCGAGCUGGAACGCCACCAAGAACAGGCAACACAAAAGUGGGGCUUUGAUUUUCGCUCUGGAUGCCCGCUCAGCGUCAGUUCGACCUUCGUUUGGGAGCGUGUGAGCUCCCAGGAAUCUACCAUUGCGCCUGAGAUGUACACACUCACACGUGCGGCUCAUGUGCGGCCGGAGCCUUCGGAGGCCAGUGACCUUGAUCUGCUGCUCAACGAGCGCGCCGAUCGUGAGCAUGUGACAAAUUCGUCCCUGGAGUCCACUACAGAUAAUGAGUCGGGCUUUGACUCGCUGCUCAUGGACUUCCCCAUGCCCAGUAGCAACAGCGCCAGCAACGGUUCCUCUACGUCCACGGGAUCUUUGUCCUGCUCGCCACCCAAGCGACAGCUCAAAAUCACAGAGUUCAUGAAGGAGCGCAAGCGACUUGCGCAAGCGCCGAAGAAAAUCUCGCCAGCCAAACGCCUGCGCACCAGCUCCGGCAGCAGCCAUAGCAGUAGUAUGGUCGCCUCCAGCCUGAACGCCUUUCUUGGCGGACAAAUGAAGCGUCGGCGCAAUAAUUGAACACAUACGGCAAAAACGCCAGCCAACCAACCCCACUUGCAAUUUGCAGUUUACAAUUAGAAUUUGUAAUUGUAUUUUAGUUUCCUUUUUAAUACCAGUAACCCAUAUCGAUAGCAACCGUAGUUCUUAAGUGGCUACCCUUUUUUCGUUUUAACUCACCAAUACGCAAUUUUAUAAACUCAUUAAUGCAGGUAGAAAGGGCUCAAGUUGCGAAUAUUAACUAUUAGUCUAUUCUUUAUUAGUCUAUCAUAUAUAAGAAUGAGCAUUAUGAAACUUUGUAGAUUUCUCUAGUGAGAAAUGCCAUAAACUAAGUGAUUAGCUACUAACGCAAACUCGAUAAACUACAUGUACGAACGACCCAAUGAAAACCAUAACCAUGAAAAUUGCACUAAGAAUAUUUGUAAAUUUUAAAGCAACCAUUUGUUGUUGCUUAUAUAAUUUGCUAUGGUUGUGCAGAACUUUUCGUGGCCUUGUAAUAUGGAAUAUUUUUUGUAUAUUGUAUGAGCAAGGCCAGGACAACUUUUGCCACCUAGAUAAACUCUCAGCGAUAAAUUUAACAAAUUUAAAGGUUAAACUUAUUGCUAUGGAGUUUUUAGUGGAAACCAAGAAUCUUAACCACCAUGAUCCUUAAUAAGUCCAGUGCACAAUUACAUAAACAGUUAUGUAUACUCCACAUUGGCAACCAAUUCGUGCGCCCUUGCCGUUUCAAUUAACGCCAAGUGCAUUCGAAUUGAACUUUUUCUUUUCCUUACAACAUUUUAUUACUCAAUUUACAUGCUUUGCUUUCCAUUUGUUGCUCCUUGUUGGCACCUCUUUUUGCUAUCAACAGUGUACAAAUGAUAUACAAAAUGAUGUCUAUGCAUGGGCAGAGCCCAUGCUGAUUACCUCUUACCCUACAUAAGCUACCCUAUAAGUUAACUAAGAACAAACCCAAAGUAUUUACAUAAUAUUUAUAUAUAAUAUUGUACGUAGGCUAAUAUACACCAUAUACAUACAGCUUCAAUAAUAAAGUGAAAAACGAGAAAAAAUAUUA
Molecule: messenger RNA, 2426 nt
Organism: Scaptodrosophila lebanonensis
Lineage: Eukaryota; Metazoa; Arthropoda; Insecta; Diptera; Drosophilidae
Gene: dap
Product: cyclin-dependent kinase inhibitor 1
Exons: 3
Coding region: 662-1393 (243 amino acids)
Biological process (GO): regulation of cell cycle
Cellular component (GO): nucleus
Molecular function (GO): cyclin-dependent protein serine/threonine kinase inhibitor activity
Source: RefSeq, a predicted model, not a curated record